Molecule: messenger RNA, 966 nt
Organism: Calypte anna (Anna's hummingbird)
Lineage: Eukaryota; Metazoa; Chordata; Aves; Apodiformes; Trochilidae
Gene: GPR18
Product: G protein-coupled receptor 18
Exons: 1
Coding region: 1-966 (321 amino acids)
Biological process (GO): phospholipase C-activating G protein-coupled receptor signaling pathway; positive regulation of Rho protein signal transduction
Cellular component (GO): membrane
Molecular function (GO): G protein-coupled receptor activity
Source: RefSeq, a predicted model, not a curated record
AUGAUGCCUGAAAAUCACCACCCUGAAGAAUAUAGAAUUGCAUCACUGGUCUUCUACAGCUUUGUACUGACAGUAGGAUUGUUGGUGAAUGCCACUGCACUAUGGGUUUUCAGCUGCACUACCAAGAAGAGAACAACUAUAACUGUAUAUAUGAUGAAUGUGGCAUUACUUGACAUAAUUUUUAUCUUUUCCCUGCCUUUCCGGAUAAUCUACUAUGGGAAAGAAAUGUGGCCUUUUGGAGAUAUAUUCUGUCGGAUUAUCAGUGCUUUCACUAUAUUUUAUCCAGCCAUUGCUCUCUGGUUGCUCACUUUUAUAAGUGCAGACAGAUUUAUGGCUAUUGUCCAGCCCAAACAUGUCAAAGAACUAAAAAAUACAAAAAAAGCUGUGCUGGCUUGCACUGGAAUUUGGGUAAUGACCCUUGCAACAACAUCCCCAUUGCUGUUUUUACGAUCUGAUCCAGACAAAGCCCUGAAUUUCACCACAUGCAUGAAAAUGCUUGAUAUCAUCCAUUUAAAAGAAGUAAAUACAUUGAACUUUUCUCGCUUGAUUUUUUUCUUUUUGAUUCCCUUGUUUAUCAUGAUAGGGUGUUACCUCGUCAUUAUUUACAGCUUUAUCCAUGGCAAAACUUCCAAACUGAAGCCUAAGGCCAAGGAGAGAUCCAUAAGAAUUAUAGUCACUCUGAUUGCUCAAGUACUCAUCUGCUUUGUACCCUUCCAUACUUGCUUCGCCUUCCUGAUGUUGCAGAAUGGAAAUACAACUUACAGUUCCUGGGCAGCCUUCACCACCUUUCUCAUGAAUCUGAGUACAUGCUUGGAUGUUAUACUCUACUAUAUUGUUUCUAAACAAUUUCAGGCAAGAGUCAUCAGUGUCAUCCUCUAUCGCAACUACCUUCGAAGCGUGCGCAGGAAAAGCUUUCGAACUGGAAGUGUAAGGUCACUCAGUAAUAUGAACGGUGAAAUGAUAUAA